This is a messenger RNA of Cuscuta campestris, 1337 nucleotides long. The record is from the annotation of a GenBank genome assembly. NCBI's taxonomy places the organism in Eukaryota, Viridiplantae, Streptophyta, Magnoliopsida, Solanales, Convolvulaceae.
AGUAGGAGUAUAUUCACAUAAUUUUGGAUCCCUUACAAUGGCAUGGCCUAAGGCUAUUUAUAGCUUCCUUGCUAUUAUAGCGGUAAUAACCGUGAUUGAUACUUGUUUGUCGUCUAGCUCUUGUCGUCACCUCUCGUGUUAUUCAGCUUCCCGUGAGAUUCCCCUGUCGUCUAGUCUGUGUCUUUGGCGAUUGGAGGUAUGCAGGAUGUCCAAUCCUCUUUCAGUGCAUUCACGUGGAGGGGUGGACUCGAGCAUAAAUCUUCCUUGGACCAAGCGGAGCUGCUAAGCUCGGGUUUCUCAUUUACUGGCACUAAAUUGGGGCCUAUCUCGAGCUCGACUGCCUUCAAGUCCCACAUCGAUUGGCUAGGUCUUCCGGUAUGGACUCCUAUUCCUAUGCCGCCCUCUCCCAGAAGCAAGAGGGCUCCUUCAAAUCAAAAAAAGGGGUCCAUGAAGGACUGGAAGGGGAAGUUUGUCUUUGUUUCUACGAGCUCGGGUUCCACUUUUCGUGAGAUCGCUCAUAGUUCUUUCCACCGACGCGUCUUGCCAAUUACUAGGACAAGGAUGAUCGCUGAUGUGGAAAAGCUUUGUGAGGGGCCCCUACAAGCUAAAGUAGUUGGUAACCCACCAGGCUUUGGCAUAGAUUGGGUACAUUUUCUUGCCCAAGAAAAAGGCCACGCACCAGGUCAACACCACUCCCCCCUCGGCCAUAAUGAUGAAGCUCAUGCGCUAGGGCGCCGAAGGCAAGAGCUCGCAAGGGCCUUCCGGUGCUCGGCCUCCUACUCUACACCGUAGCCCGUCAAUCGAGAAGGCCGCUUUUAGUAAAACACUUAAAGUGUUGGCCUCAGCCUUGGUCUUGACUGCAGCAAGGAUAUCUGAGUCCCCCCACAUGAUAGACUUCGGUAACCCGUCAUUGGUUAAAGCGGCUUGCCCUCCCCUACCUUCCUUCCUGCAGGUGACUAUGAGUUGUAGACCCUCUUGCGAAGCUUCAUUCUGCCUCCUGACCGCAAGGCACUUUGGAAGGCGGACAACGAUGCCUUGUUCUAUGUCUUCCUUCACGAGUUGGGCUCGAGGCGAUGUGUGCCUCUAAGGUGAUCUUCCGGUUGCAGCGAGCCGAGGAGAGCAAGGCAAAGGCCUACGCCAAAACCUUUUGCUCGCAUUGAAAGGUGACAACCCUUCAGAGGGAGCUCGACACAUCUGAAGAGCGUGCACAAGCAGCCGAGGAAAAAGCCCGCAAGGCCGAGGAAGGCAUCAACCGUGUGAACUCUUUGUGAUUUUUAAAGAAAGUUGAAAAAGGUGAAAUUUUACCAAAAUACGCUUAAUGAAAAUGGGUGAAGUGU